This is a messenger RNA of Andrographis paniculata, 2437 nucleotides long. RefSeq lists its product as uncharacterized. The transcript has 4 exons. Bases 261 to 1787 code for a protein of 508 amino acids. NCBI's taxonomy places the organism in Eukaryota, Viridiplantae, Streptophyta, Magnoliopsida, Lamiales, Acanthaceae. The record is from RefSeq and is a predicted model, not a curated record. Gene Ontology annotation, cellular component: peroxisome. Gene Ontology annotation, molecular function: RNA nuclease activity. Gene Ontology annotation, biological process: regulation of gene expression.
GACCAAGCACCGACAGAUACGCACAUCACCGGUUUACAAAAUCUCCUUUUCUCCUCUUUAUCUCUUUCUUCAUCUCUGAACCCUAACAAAAAUCUAUCAAUUGAGUUUCUCUUGCGUCGGAAUAUUUGUGGAUUCCGUUUUACCUGGUGGUUAAGCCUCACUGAUCUCUCAAUUUUCUCAUUUCCUCGCCAUCAGAUAUAACACUUUGUUCCUCAAAAUUUCGAGAGAGUAGAAUUCCCUCGUAGAUUUAAUCAUAGGAGAUGCCAGACUCACAUACAUCUAUGAUGGCACCACCAUCAGAAUACUUGGAAAGUGGUGCAAAAUUGUCGGAGGUCUCAAACCCUAGUCAACAACCUCAUCUUCCUCGUAUGGGUAGGAACACUUCUCAGGGUCGUGUGGCCAUUCUUUGGGACAUCGAGAACUGUCCAGUGCCAAGUGAUGUAAGGUCCGAGGAUGUAGCCGGUAAUAUCAGGAUGGCCCUGAGGGUCCAUCCAGUAAUAGACGGAGUUGUAACCAUGUUCUCUGCAUAUGGGGAUUUUAAUGCUUUCCCCAGACGACUAAGAGAGGGUUGCCAGAGAACAGGUAUCAAACUCAUCGAUGUUCCCAAUGGUAGGAAGGAUGCUGCUGACAAAGCAAUCUUGAUUGACAUGUUCCUCUUUGCGCUCGACAAUUCACCCCCUUCAUCCAUCAUGCUGAUAUCAGGAGACGUAGAUUUUGCACCUGCGCUCCAUAUUUUAGGUCAGCGAGGAUACACAGUGAUUCUUGUUAUUCCUUCUGGCGUCCCUGUUUCGACUGCUUUAAGUAAUGCAGGUCGAUUUGUUUGGGACUGGCCUAGUGUUGCCCGUGGGGAAGGGAUUGUCCCCCCGGCUAAGUUGGUUGGUCGGCCUCGAUCAGGUUUGAGUGAGUUGCCUAGGAUUUCCAUGGGAUUCCAUAUAAAUGAGGCUGUGGAUGGUCAGAACGACGAGGAGGCGAUAGUGUAUAAAGGGGCUUCAGAAAGCUAUUGCAAUACAAGGGAGUCUUGUUCGUCUGCUUCCCAGUCUCAAUCCAUGAAUGCCCAUAGUUCAGCAUCAAUGCCUUUAAAUCCUACAACUUCACGAUCACAUAGCGAGCAAAAUGACUUGAUAUGGGUGCAGCCAGGAGAUUUAAAUGGUUUGAAGGGCCAACUUGUAAAAUUGCUUGAAUUUUCGGGUGGGAUUUUACCCCUUACCCGGCUCCCAUCAGAGUACCAAAAGAUAUACGGGAGACCAUUAUAUGUUUCUGAAUAUGGUGCAUUGAAGCUUGUAAAUCUUCUCCAGAAGAUGUCCGAUGCAAUUUCUGUAGAGGGGAAAGGGCAAAGGAGGUUUAUUUGUCUCCGUGUCUCGAAACCAGGGCAAGUUGGAGGGCCCAUUAUUUUGGCAAGAAGGGACAAGAAAGAAAAAGGAUCCCCGGAUGAUGCUGUUGAUCUAACGGCCAGGAAUGGGUCUUCUGAUGAGUUCUCGGAUGAUGAAAGGGUGAUCUUCAGAGUUGAUUAUGAUCAAGAAGGUGGAGAGAAACUGAAUUCCAGUUCUGUUAGCGCAAGUCUUAAAAAGUUCAAAUGCGAGCUUCAAGAGAUUUUAGUGAGCUACUCUGGUGCAGUUUUCCUAAGAUGUUUCAAGGCAAUAUACCAGCAACGUUACAAACGGGAACUAGAUUGCAGGAGCUUUGGCGUGAAUCAGCUGGAAGAACUCCUGGAAAAGGUGAAUGAUGUUGUGGUGCUAAAGGAGGAACCUGUAAGUAAAAGGAAGUAUUUGGUUGCUGUUGGCGGCUGAACAAAAACUGUUUUUUCUUGUAGCCCAUGGAAUCUGAUCUUGAAUUAAUUGUCCAAGGUGCUUGUUUAUUGGCAUCUUCAGGCAGUGUUGAUUGAUUGGGGGAAUCAAGUGAAAAAGGAUCUACUUGAGUGUAAAUUAUUGUAGUUAUGGAGCGAUAAUUGCGUAGUCAUUGAGCAUGGUCGAUCGAGAAAUGAUCGUAAUGGAUAAUGAAUGGUGUUCUUAAGGUUUUUUCCAUUGCAGAAGUGUGGUUAAGAAAUGACUACCAUAUGCAGGUAGAAUUUGUGAGCACACAUCUUGUUCUUUAUUGUUGUUACUGUUGUUAUUGUUGGUUUUCUCUUUUUAUGUUUAAUUUAAAUAAAUUUGCAAUGAAUGUCGUGGUCAAUGUUUGAUCAAAACCAGGAGUUCCACAGAGUGGCAGAGGGGCAUGGUACUUGCCUACUGUCUGUUACAUGAGUUAUCCAUACAUACACACACACACAUAUAUAUAUAUAUACAUAUAUUUUUUCCCCUAGUGCAUAUGUGUAAUCCACUUCAAUUUGUGGAGAAGUGGUUAGUUAAUCAUUAAUCUGGGCAUUUUAUGGAUUUUGUGUUGUGAACAUUUUGGAAGAAUAUUUUAUUUAAAGGACCGAUUAUUUCCUUUUGAGUAUUGA